Schistosoma bovis is the source of this 6065-nucleotide messenger RNA. NCBI's taxonomy places the organism in Eukaryota, Metazoa, Platyhelminthes, Trematoda, Strigeidida, Schistosomatidae. The record is from the annotation of a GenBank genome assembly.
AAAACCGAUUUAUCGGGUUAAUCAAAUUCAGACAGAUCCCAUGACAAUUCUGCUCUUUUGCAUAACCUUUCGGAAAAUAUGAAAUAUACGUGUAGAGUUUCGUGUUGUAAGUAAUCAGCCACCUAGCUCAAAGUAGAAACAUCUUUUUAUAGCGAAGAUGUCUACCUUGCGUUAUAUUAUCAAUUAAAUAUUGAAUAUCUAGGUUCUCAAAAGAUCCUAGAUUUGUUAUUUUAUUCUUAUAAACGUUUAAAUCUGACAAAUGUGUUUUAUGCUCAUAUUCACGCAGGUACAUCUGCAGGUUUCCGUGAACUGUUGGUUUCAAAUAAGUACCAUUCUAAGCUAAGAAAAACUUUAAAGAAGACUGCAUACAAUGCAGUCUCCACAUUCGUGUCAUACUUUUCUCACACUGAUCUCUACUCGUAGUUCCAAAUAAACUUGGUCAAUCUACUUCAUAUAAUUUCUCAGGACAAUUGAAAUAUUGUUUUAACGUGCAGUUAAGCUAUGAACGUUUGUGUAGUUAUUACUAGUCUCAAAUACACAUGCUUUAAUUGAAAUAGGUGUAGAUCGGUUUGUUUUAGUUGUUUAUUUCAAUCAUAAGCAUGAUAAUUGCCAAGACAUUACUCGAAGAUUGAAUGUUACUGAUGUAGCUGCUCUUUGUUUCCAAACUGUUAAGUGAUUUGUACGAUUAGUCAUACAAUUAUGACUAGUCCACGCAUUUCGAGAGUAGGUCGGAGAGGUCAGGCCAACAAAUUUAGCAAGAAGUGUGUAUGUGAGCCUCUAUAUACAAAAUAUCAUGCGCAUAACAAACUGGAAUAAUAGAAGCCAACUUGGGCAAAAUGCUUUAGGGAGAGCUUUUUUGUUUAGAUAAAGCGGAACUACAAAAAACAACAAAUAACAGCUAAAACUGUCUACAAAUUAAACUUAUUUUAACCAUACCUAUAGGUUUAUGGUAUCAAGAAGUCGUUAAUUUUCAUCAAUAAGUAUUCUUUCCUUAAAGUCAAACUCAUAUAAUAAAAGCAGACAAAGUUCGAUCUUAUGAAGUGUUUUUAUGCAGUAAAUACUUUCAGAGUUAGACCUUCAAAAGCCGCUGAGUAUGUUUUGUAGGCAGAUGUGGUUUCUCACUCUAUUUCAGACUGCUUCUAAUUCUUAUGUGUCCGCUAAAUAGCUAUGAUUCGUCUACUUUUUGGGAUAACGUUUGCCGUAUCAUGUUGGAUCCUUCAAGCCUACUCGGUGACAUAUGAAGCCAAUUUGGAUGAACCAUAUAGGGGUGAAAUUUCACAGGACCAGAAAAUUGAAUACCAGUUUACUCUUGCAAAUCGUAGUGAAUUUGUUAUUCGAGUACAUGUAGUAAAUUACAACCCGAAACUAGAUUAUCCUAUGUUAGUGGUGAUCAAGCAAGUGGACAAUGUAAUGUCAUUCCAAGCACCAAUGGUUCUUAAUUCUAUAUCAGUACACGGUAACGUUAGUCGCACACUGUGUCCAAUCAAAUUACUGCCUGGAGCAGUUCGAAAACUCACAGUAGAGUUGUCUAAUGCUGUUAAACCACCUGGAAAAGUGCGUUACAUGUUUCUGGCUCAGUUAGUUCCUGAUUUCGAUUUGGAGCCGGGCGUUGAAAGAAGUAUAGUAGUCUCACCUGCUGAACCUAUCUAUUUACGAUACCUUUAUCCUCCAGAAAAAAAUUCAGCAGAAAUUAAGGUUGUUUCAAAAAGUGAUAUAUGUAUGGUUUUGUCUAUCCAAAAACUGCAGUGUCCUGUCAAUGAUUUAUCCGAUACAGUGGGAAACACUGGGUUACAUCAAACAGUCACUACUUUGGGUGCAAUAUCCAUUGAUGUGACUCAAUUCCUCAAAGGAUUUUUCCUCGUUCUAGUCUUGAAACCAACAGACUAUGCUUGUUCCGGCAUCGAAGAUCUAAUUCCACCAUUACCAGAUCAGGGCUUAUUUUCACAUGAACCACAGAUAAAUCUCUCAGGAUCUCGAAGUAAAUCUGUUAAAAUACUAAUUAAUUCAACACAUAGGAGAUGGCCGUAUUUAUUACCCAUACUUGGAGCUGUCGGUAUUUACUUGCUUUUCUACGUGGUCACAAUUAUUAUCAUAUUACUGUAUCACAGAGCAGAAAGAAGAAAAAGAUUUCUUGAUGAGUUGACGGCUAACUUUGAAUGUGGUUCAGACUGUGAUCCAACUGUUUGUUCUGUCAAUUUGAGCAAUUCUAACCUUUUUUAUGCCAAUACAGCAGCAUCUUCCUCCUGUUCAUCUACUAUACCAGUAAAUACAGCAACUUGUUCAAAAACUACUUCCAGACCGAUUGAUCCACGAAUAUCUACCAAUUUGGUUAACCGAAAAGAUAGAUAUAAUUAUGGCAGUAUAUUCAAUUCCAGUCAUACUGAACUACAUCAUAAUGUUAAUAGUAAUAGUUUACAGACUCAAAGUAUUCCUGUAGAAUCAGCGUCUUAUGAUAAUGCUGUUGUAUACAAUAAAACGAAAAUAUCAUUAGAGAACUACAAAAAAAUGAAAUCUAUCAAUAAUAUGAGAAAACGUCCGUUUACCUCUGGUCCAAAUAUAGUAAAAACUUCAUCAGAUAGUUUGAACAUACUUAGACCGUCUCAUACUGGUAUACACCAUCAAGUAUUAAGUUUACCACAAGAUUAUCAGAGUAUUUCAUUAAAUAAUUCAAUGGGAUCUAGUCUUCAUUUUCGUAGUACAAUUCACCAAACACCUCUAGUUGAAAUACAAGGCUCACACGGUUGGUUCAGUUCCACAGAUGAUGAAGAUGAUUAUGAUGAUAACAAUGUUGUAAGUGGUGGUAGUUGCAUCGGUGCUAAUAAUAAAAUUCAAUCAAAAAAAGAAAAGAAUCAUUUCUCCAAUUUAAAUCAUCUUACUAAUAGUACUACUAUUUCAGACAAAAUACAAAUACCAACACAUUCUACAUAUUCUACAAUGAUUGGUCAAGAGAUUCCUAAUACAUCUCAGCAAUCAGAUGUUGUACAUUCUAACAAUACUACUGUUAAUACCAGUCAUGAGAUUAAUAAUAAUGAUAAAAAUCGAAAUGAUAAGCCAGAUUCUGUGAGUAGUAUUGGUUUAACAGAUGAUCAGACAGAUGUAAAUUCAGAAUUUAUUCCAAUGUAUAAGAUGAAUGUGUUAUUAUAUGUAUCAGAUUUGUCUAAAAAACGUUAUGGAACAUUGAAUAGAAAAUAUUUACUUUAUUUCUGGUAUUUAAUCAUCAUAUCCAUUUUCUAUGGAUUACCAGCAGUACAAUUAAUCAUGACAUACCAAAAGGCUGUUUUUGAAACUGGUAAUGAAGAUUUAUGCUAUUACAACUUUGAAUGUGCUCAUUCACUUGGCAUCUUCACGGCGUUUAACAAUAUUAUUUCAAAUAUUGGCUAUGUUAUGCUAGGAUUAUUAUUUCUUGGUUUGACUGCCCGACGUGAUAUUCUUCAUAGGCGAUCCAAAAAUUUAAACCCAAACUCCCAGGUAUUGGGUAUACCGCAGCAUUAUGGUUUAUUUUAUGCAAUGGGUUUAGCAUUAACUAUGGAAGGUCUAAUGAGUGCAUGUUAUCAUAUGUGCCCGAAUUUUUCUAAUUUCCAAUUUGAUACUGCUUAUAUGUAUAUACUCGGUAUGCUAAUAAUGUUAAAAAUUUAUCAGACAAGACAUCCUGAUGUGAAUGCAUCAGCGCAUUCAGCAUAUAUGGUUAUGGCUGUAGUUAUUUUCCUCGGUGUUCUUGGUGUUUUAUAUGGGAAUCAGAUUUUUUGGAUUAUAUUCACUAUCUUCUUUCUAAUUAUGAGCGUUAUAUUAACUGUUGAGAUUUAUUAUAUGGGUCAGUGGAAUAUUGAUUUAUGCCUUCCAAGACGUAUUUAUUAUUUAAUUCGUACAGAUGGAAUUGGUUGUCUUCGUCCAACUUAUUUAGAGCGUAUGCUUCUUUUACUUAUUGCUAAUCUAGUUAAUUUCACCUUAGCCGGUUAUGGCAUAGUCAAACGACCAAGAGAUUUUUCUACUUUUUUAUUAUCAAUAUUUAUGAUCAAUUUAUUGAUGUACACAUUUUUCUAUGCAAUUAUGAAAUUAAGACAUCGUGAACGCUUUCAAAUGUUAUCAUUAGUAUAUAUUUUACUAACUUGUGUAUCUUGGGGUUGUGCAAUUUAUUUUUAUUUUAAUCGAACAACCACAUGGGAAGUAACUCCUGCUCGUUCUCGUGCACUUAAUCAACCUUGUGUUUUAUUGGAUUUCUAUGAUGCACAUGAUGUUUGGCACUUUUUAUCUUCAAUAUCUAUGUUCUUCUCAUUUAUGUUAAUAAUGUACAUGGACGACGAUCUCUCAAAACGUCCAAGAAAUCAGAUUUUUGUUUUUUGAUCACCAACUACUACAACUAUGAAUUUAUUGUUCAUAGAUAUGAUUAUGCAAUGAAAAUAUUCCACAUCUCUAAACGCUAUAUAAUUAUCCAUGAUCAGACAAUUUUUAUUGUAAUUAACUACUUUAUCAUUAUCAUUUGUGAAUUUUUAGUGAUUUUCUUCCCAUUAAUUUUGUUUGUCCAUCUUUUGUGUUUUGAGUAUGUUUCCAUUUUUGUUUGAUUCAAACUUAUUGUAUAGGAUGUAUUGAAGCGGAUAAAAGAAUAUAUAUAUAAACAUAGAUUUUUGCAGAAACAUAGUUCAUUAAUCAAUAAUUACGUAAUUAUUCAGACAAAGAGCGGUCAGCACCAUUCAGUUUUAGGAUCUAUGUUGAUUGUGAUUGAAUCACUGUUUCCAGUCAAUCAAUAUGAAAAAGUCUCUGGUCUAGACUUCGUAAUGUUGAACGCUUAUCAGCAAGGCGUAUGUGUGCUUUCAAAGAGCUGAUAUUUACUUGGUGAUCCCAAUACUCAAUUAAUCCCCUACAAAUUGUAUUGAGAGUGCACCGAUUGGUUACUCGUUGUUCAGUUAAAAUCAUAGUGAAAUAAUCAAAAAUUCCCCGUUUUUAACAUUUAAAAGUGUAGAAUUAUUAAUCUGGAAAAAACUCAGUUUAAUAAUGGUAAUAGUCGAAAUGGUAACCAAUUAAAUGUAAUAAUUCAAAAGUAGUUAAUAUUACAAACCGCCCUUCCAUAGGCAAUCAUUGAACCUUGGGAAUAAUGCUGACAACAACGAAACAACUGUACAGUUGCUUUACUUAGGUCAUAGCUGUGGGCUUCUUGACUUGUAAUUAUUUCGAGAUGUUUACGGAGAAAAAUCAUCAAGACUUUUUAAGGUUCUCAAAGGGUUGAGAAACUAUUCUUGCAUGAUUAUAUUAUUAUCUAAAUAAAUUCAUAUUUUUAUAAUUAAAUUUGUAUGUUUAUUUAAUGUCAGUAACAGCUAACGGAUUUGUAGUUAUUUAAGCUUUUAGACACUAAAAUGAGAUGUUUAAAAGUUCCCUUGUUUGUCAAAACCAAAGAUGGGAUAAUCUUCCAAGUUAUGCAAGAUCCAAUAAGUGAAAAUGACUUCAUAUCAAUAUUAAACAUAGACAAUUAGAUGGAAAUAACAUGAGAACCCAUAUGAGUGAUAUAUUUCUUCAUAAUAAUAUAGAAUGCAGGUUGCAGUGGGAUCCAAAACGCGUAUUUCAUUUUACUUGUGAUUGGUCAGCUAGAUAUAUCUGCACCUCAGAGUUGAUGCUAACUUUAGAACACGGUCCCAGAACUGUUGCUUAAGAUGCCCAAGCGUUGGCGUCUGAAGUGAACAAUACUGGGACCAUGUCCUGUAGUUAACAUGAACUCUGAGGUGCAGAUAUAUCUAGCUGACCAAUCACAAAUAAGAUUGCUAUAUCCGAGCGAAGAUUAAAUCACAAGUAACUUCUGAGACAUAUUAAUUGGUUAAUAUUAUCUAUACAUUCUUAUGAUAUAACUAUUCAAUAAUUAGAUUAUGUAUAUUUAUAUUCCUCUUAUUAUAAGCUUUAUUUUGACUUAUAAUUUAUUAUUGUACGAUUUACGGUUCUUAAGCUAUGUUCAGUUUAUUGACUACUGCCUUCCAUGUUCACAGCCACGUUUUGACUUUAUUGUAUACAAAUGUUAUUUCCUAUUUUAUGGUGCGUUGCGGUCUGUUUGUUUGAUAUAUAAACACAGUAUGUCUGAAAUA